CUACGUUGAAAGGUUUCACCAAAGUGUAUUAUAUAUAACAGUCACACAAAAGAAUAGCAUCAGUCUAGAGAAGUGAGCUGAAAACCAAGCAAAGCAUGAAUGUCAGAGUAUUGGUAGGUGUCUACUGUCUAGUGGCAGCAGCUGCUCUUGCAGAGGUACAAGCCAGGGGAACCAAGGGGAAAACAAGAACAAGACCAGCAGGUGAAUCUACUUUUCCCUUACCUACCACACCACCUAGAAAUGUUUCACUACGAGUUACUACACCAUCCAUGAAAAAAGUUACUGGAGGGUCUAGUCAAGCACAAGCUACAACAAACGAGUCUAUUUCAAACCAGACAACUACAGCUGCAAUGCACGAAACAGAGACCACUGCACAUGCAGCUAUGACCACAGUAUCUACCAUGAACGAGACAGAAGCAGACAAAUCGAGCUCUAUAACUACUCCAACGAUGGAUACAGAGAGUGAGCAGAUGACUCUAGUGAUGGCAAUAGUGGGGUCUGUAGUGGGGCUAUUGCUACUCCUCGUUGUUGUGGUAUGUGUCAUCACCAUCUGUACUGCAGCUGCUUCUCGACAAAAGAUCAAAACAUCCCCAGGACUAAACAAUAUCGACCAUUCAUUGGACAAUCCAACAUAUGGCAACAAAGAGCAACAAGAAGAAGAGAGCGAAAUGGGUGGAGCCAAGCCGGCAGAGGGACACAUCUACCAGGUCUUAGAGCGACCACCACUACAGCCAUCAUCAGCUGCACACGCCUAUGAGAUAGUGGACUGUGAUACUGAAGAUGACUCUAGUACUGGUACUGGUGGUGGAUCACAUGACUCCAGUACUGGGGUAUCACAGUUGACCACCGCCUCAUCUUGCAACAACUCAUCAGACACUGAGAAGAAACGAUGCACACAUCACGAGUACGAGAUUGUACCAAGUUUCAAUAAUGCUCCCAGGUCGAGACUAUCCAACUAUGAUCAUUUGAUAGAGAAAGAUGGAGGAGCUACUAGCCACAGAAGACACUCGCUGAAUGAUCGUUUGAGUUUCAGCACAGCCACACACGAAUAUGACACUAUACACAAAAAAGAAAUGAUACAAAACACUAUCAAAACGAGUGAUGACUACUCUGCCCUGGAGGUCCAUGGCUAUGCAGUACUGAGACCACACCCCUCUGCCACACGAUCACCCGGGGGGAGGAGCAUGAGCACAACACAAGACGGAGAGUACUCGCACCUUAUGCAUCACUAGUCACAAUAACUAUGCAUGCUACUAUACGAAACAUACAGCACUUCAUAAAAUGUUUGCACGCGUAACUAUUAUUUUGCUUAUAAUUAUCAUGCAUAUACCGUAACAAACAACACAUGAAUAUAAGCACUUCUUUCA
This is a messenger RNA of Halichondria panicea, 1367 nucleotides long. RefSeq lists its product as uncharacterized. The transcript is spliced from 3 exons. Bases 96 to 1232 code for a protein of 378 amino acids. The record is from RefSeq and is a predicted model, not a curated record. NCBI's taxonomy places the organism in Eukaryota, Metazoa, Porifera, Demospongiae, Suberitida, Halichondriidae.